Messenger RNA from Scleropages formosus (Asian bonytongue), 1023 nucleotides. RefSeq names its product zinc finger, HIT-type containing 1 (gene znhit1). The record is from RefSeq and is a predicted model, not a curated record. The coding region runs from base 104 to 574 and encodes 156 amino acids. Lineage: Eukaryota; Metazoa; Chordata; Actinopteri; Osteoglossiformes; Osteoglossidae. The transcript has 5 exons. Gene Ontology annotation, biological process: chromatin remodeling.
UAAAGUUAGCGCGACUGCCGAAAGAGCCGAAUGACGAUUAAUUCGAAUCGCGCUUCCCGAAUUUUGAGCCUCCGGCCCACCGUAGAGGCGCGUGCCCGACAUCAUGGUGGAGAAGAAGGUGGCGGUGCGUUCGCAGGACCCGAACCAGCGGCGGGUACUGGACCGUGCCACGCGGCAGCGACGCCUCAGCCGGCAGCUCGAGGCCUUGGAGAAGGACAACUUCCAGGACGACCCACAUGCAAGCCUGCCACAGUUGGCCAAGAGGCUGCCCCAGUUCGACGACGAUAACGAGUCCGGUGGGGGUAAGAAGAGAAAGAAGACAAGGGGAGAUCACUUCAAGCUGAGGUUCCGGAAGAACUUCCAGGCUUUGCUGGAAGAGGAGAACCUGAGUGUGAGUGAGGGGCCCAACUACCUUACUGCCUGUGCUGGACCAUCCAAGUUCCCUCAGCGUCAUUUUUGUGCCGUGUGCGGAUUCCCCUCAAACUACAUGUGUGUGUCCUGCGGGGCACGCUACUGCGGUGUCUACUGCUUAGGGACACACCAGGAGACCAGAUGCCUCAAGUGGACCUUGUGAGGAGGAAAUGUGACCAAUGGGUCUGGUUUGGUCUGCACUCGUCCUGCAUCUCCAGCCGUGGAGGGUUGAUGAUGAAGCUGCAGUGUCAGAAAAGGGAUGCAGAUGGGAGGAGCACAGGAUGAGUUCCAGAAAAAGCCACAGAAAGGCAUCCUUGUAGCAGAUGCUACUGCUUAUUAUGGGUUCAGAAGACAUUUAUUUAUAAAUGCCGUUUUUACCAGAGUUGUUGUUAAGAGUGAAGGUAACAAGAGUGUGAUAGUGAAGUACGUUACACCUUCAAGCUUUCACACUGUGUCAUAUGAAGUUAAAUGUAUUUAUAUGAGUGACUCUGGGGGGAAUUAUGUGUUAUUAAUGGGUUUGUUCUGCCUGAACAAGUUUGUCAUGUGACUAAAGCAAUCUAAUUUUGUUUGCUGCAUUAGGACAUGAUGUGCUUGAAUGUGCUGUUUGGAAGA